AUGCGGCAUGUAGAGGAAGGAAGUCAAGAAGAACAGGAUCUUAGCAUAUUCCUCGGGACAAACUGUUGUAUUUAUCAAUUUACUCCUACCAGAACAUUGUCCAGGGCCAUGAACCUUCCCAGAGAACCUUUGCCGGUGCGGCCGGACGACCCGGACGUCGAAAUGGCGGGCGUUUACGAGUGCCGAACCAGGCAAAGUUCCGCAUCCUUCACAGCCCCCGGUUGCCGUGUAAGUGUCAUGACACCCGAAGUGACCACUGAUGGUAGCCACGGGCGCACUAGCUUUCAAGGGUUGAGAGCAGAAUGCCGGACUGCAGAUCUUGUCUGUCUUCCAAUUCAACUGAAACUCAAUACUUCACUCAGAACAAAUCAAGCAACUGAUCAAUCAACGGAGUUAAUCGACUUCCACGAUUUCGCCAUGCUAUCAUUGAUUAACCUCGUCUACAUCUUCUUUCAACAAUUUGUCAUCUUAUUUGGAAGUUGUCUCUGGUACUUUCAAAGUUACAGGUCAUGUCUGAAAGUUGAACAUGUGCAUCAUAACCCCGAAGAUCUAGUCGCAAAUAUUGAGUAUAAUGUGAGUCAGAAGCACAGUCUUCACAUGUCGGAUUGGAAGUCCAAUUCGACCGCGGCUGGCUGUAUUUUCACAUUCAAACUUUUCAACUACUUCACGAAUGCGCUCAACCAACCCGCAAACGGGGCAAGGAGCCAUACAACCACUCCGAAUCCACGCAUACAUCUCCACAUCCAACGGGGCCUUCUCCAGUCAAUUCGCUCACCAUACUUAUUGUUCUAUUCGUUCAAAACCUUCAUCAACAUCCGAUAUGGUGUAGUGGCCAACAUGAUGCCCUCUCAUUUCCGUGAGAGGUUAGGCAUAGCCCCGAGUUCGAUUCUCGGUUUCGGAAAUCUUUUGCGGUCGGCUCCUUUUUUGCCCAUACAACUACCUCAUUUACUGACUGAUAAUCUUGGCUUGGAAUCGACGCCGAAGCGUGACCGAUCGACGGUGCUCGUAAAGUCAUUGGAACAGGCUGGGUACCGGGAAACCCAGUCGCCUAUCGGCGUGAAGCCCGGGCCCGCUGUAGAAAAUCAGAACUUGGCAGCGGCAGCCCGGUCGCCGGCGUUCAAGGUGGAUAACGGAGAAAUGGACCGAGACCAAGGCACCCGGAGGCUUGGAACAAGAUAUAGCCAGCCACCGUGGUAUCCCGUGAUAUCGUCUGGCAGCCAUUCACCGGGGGCAGAAUGGUCCCUCGCAAGCGCCGCAGACAUUCGUAAACCAUCCACGAAAGCAAGCUUCGCCGGCGCAUCCGGUAAAGAUGAACGGCAGCGUCAACCCUCACGUGCACCGAGCCGCGAAAUGACCAAAGAAAAUCGUGACUACAGGUUUCAUGAACACCUUGAAAUUCGACGCGUCGACGCACUCGUUCGCCAGCCAGUUGAUGAUCGCGCCAGUCUUACUUGGGGACGCCCCGCGUCAUUCACAGUUCAAGCGCCAGGAACAAGAGACAUCCAUCCACUACAGCCGCUUUUGAGGAUAGAGUGGUUUGAGAUGCGCCGAAUAGGAAAGCAGAAGUCGAGAAAACGGUCCUCAUUCGUCGCGAGAGAGCUGCGGGAGAUCCCUUCUUGCGACCGGGCCGCGUCUGGCGAAAUUUUGAGAGUAAUCAUGAGUUCCAAUAUCCGUACUAUUCAUGUCAUUCAGAGCCUGCGAAGGCCGAAAGAGACUCGCCCUGGGACGGGAUUGCGCAAUAGACGUAACAAGAUAGAAUUCAGUAGACAUCAGACGUCCUCCGUGCGAGAACGUCUGUGUCCUAACGUGCGGAAAGGAUAUGCUGCCCGCCCUCUCCCAGAGUACGGAUACACGUUUCUGUCCUUCGGUCACGAACGUGAGAUGUUGACCACCCCAGCUUCAGCUAUGGGGGCGGAUGUCUCUUCUGCCGGAUCAAUGGGAACAACUCGGUUGGCGGAUCGUGUUGCUGCUGGGCGAUGGCCUAAUUGGGCGCUUCAGGCAGAAAGCCAGAACUGA
Messenger RNA from Colletotrichum lupini, 2016 nucleotides. RefSeq lists its product as uncharacterized. The transcript is spliced from 14 exons. Bases 1 to 2016 code for a protein of 671 amino acids. The record is from RefSeq and is a predicted model, not a curated record. Lineage: Eukaryota; Fungi; Ascomycota; Sordariomycetes; Glomerellales; Glomerellaceae.